ACUAGGGUAGUAGUCAACAGGGCAAGCAAUUAGGCUAAGAGAAACCGUCCUGCAGAGAAAGAGAGAAGCUGCACGAACACUGUAAAAGCAACCGAUCUGUCAGGAAAGGAUAUAUCAAACAAAUAAAAACAGAUCCUGAUACUGGCGGUUAUACAUGUAUUAUGACUGAAACUAACACCAUGCAGGCUGACCAGAGGAGUCCCUCCGAGAACAAGAACAACAGGAAGUUCCGCACCAUCUGCAUGGUUUCCAGUCUGACGCAAAGCUGGCAAAAGUGGGUGUCAGAGCUCGAGGACAAGCAAGCCAAAGAGCCUGUCGGCUGGACUCCCGACUCUUUAAGAGAACUUUGGGAUGAACCACCAAAGAAGUUGAGCACCACCAAAAUAGGAACCAGGGAGAAGACAUGUUGGCCAUGUCAGCAUACCAACGCUGCAAAUUCCAUACCUGCUGCCCAGAACAGCAGCUCAGCUAGCCAGCAGGAGUCCCAAGGCAGUUCUCCUCCUCAACAAUCAGGGGAUGACAGAAUGAUCCCUCUUGCGCCUGCAGAGGAAACCCGGAUUAAAACCAAGCAGGUGGUGAAGACCGUGAUCAGCUCUGUUCAAGAAAGGAGUGUUGGCAUUGCAUUUCUGGCAGAAAGGAUUUGUAAGGAGGCUCCAUUGCCAGGGGAGGAGAUAGACAGAAUUCUGAAUAAGAAGGGAUCACCCACUCUCCGUAGAAAGUGCUCCAAAGUGUCGGAGCUAACUCGUAGUUGGAAAGAAGAUAAGGAGUGGAUUAUAUGUACAGAGGGAGAUCUUGGAGAUGGGCACACCAGCGGUGUAGACAUAAAGGAUAGUGGGUUCUCUGAGGUAGAGAGAAAAGGUCAUGAUAAACCUGGACUUGCAGACAGCUCUGACACUGGACAGACAGACAGGUCUGACACUGGACAGACAGCUAGCUCUGACAUUGGACAGACAGACAGCUCUGAAACUGGACAGACAGACAGCACUAAAACCGGACAGACAGACAGCUCUGACACUGGACAGACAGACAGCACUAAAACUGGACAGACAGACAGCUCUGACACUGGACAGACAGACAGCACUAAAACUGCAAAUACAGACAGCACUACAACGGGACAGACAGACAGCACUAAAACUGCAAAUACAGACAGCACUGGGUCACCCAGGAAAGUCGCACGGAAGAACAGUGACAGCGGCUCACAGAAAGAGAAAGUGGAGUCAUGGGUCAGGGUCAAAAGACCAUCAAUCUCAGUGGGGAAAAGGGAGUUGGAUGAUGCCAAAAAGAUCAACGCGCUUUCCAAGAAGUAUAGUGCCGUGUGCAAUUUGAAGAGCCGCUGGCAGAACUGGUCCUCCACGCACGCCGUCAAACAGAAGCUCAACCCCUUCAGUGACGAAUUUGACUACGAAUACUCCAUGUCCCUACGCCUACGCAAGGGCGAGGAGGGUUAUGGACGCCCCAAAGAGGGAACCAAAACGGCCGAGCGUGCCAGGCGAGCUGAGCAGCACAUCCACGGGGAGAUAGCCGACAUGUGCUAUGUGAUCAGGACAAUGAAUGACCCAGAUCCAGAUGGGAAGACACGCGUCACGUUCAGAGAACUGUUUGACAGAUAUGUACGCAUCUCUGACAAGGUGGUAGGGAUUCUUCUGAGAGCCAGGAAGCAUGGGAAGGUGGCGUUUGAAGGGGAGAUGCUGUGGCAAGGGAGGGACGAUGGUGUUAUCAUCACCCUGUUGGUAUGAUGUCAUCUGUGUUGGAACAAUGAAGAACUAAGGAGACCUUUUAAGAUAAAGUUACUAUGCAUUUACCAAUUCAUACUUUACAACAGUUUGCUGCUAUGGUUUUCUGAGGACUUAAAACACUAACUAAAUUAAUAUUUGAUGUUUGUUACUUACAUAUUACCAUUAAAUUAGCAGCAUUGUAUUUGUUGGUUGUAGGUACCAGAGGUCAGUCCCAUACAAAUCAUCUGGAUGUUUUAAGUUUACAAUCUGUUUUGUAAGCUUGUGAUAAGAUAAAGCCUGACCUUGAUAUUUUCUUUAUGUUAUGCCUGUCUUGAGUUCUAACAUAUGUAAUACAGGCCUAAUAAA
Messenger RNA from Esox lucius (northern pike), 2081 nucleotides. RefSeq names its product actin binding Rho activating protein b (gene abrab). The transcript has 2 exons. The record is from RefSeq and is a predicted model, not a curated record. The coding region runs from base 162 to 1736 and encodes 524 amino acids. Gene Ontology annotation, molecular function: actin binding. Gene Ontology annotation, cellular component: sarcomere. NCBI's taxonomy places the organism in Eukaryota, Metazoa, Chordata, Actinopteri, Esociformes, Esocidae. Gene Ontology annotation, biological process: positive regulation of Rho protein signal transduction; positive regulation of transcription by RNA polymerase II.